Messenger RNA from Durio zibethinus, 1213 nucleotides. Its product is annotated as glyoxylase I 4-like. Lineage: Eukaryota; Viridiplantae; Streptophyta; Magnoliopsida; Malvales; Malvaceae. The record is from RefSeq and is a predicted model, not a curated record.
UUCUCAGAAAAAAGCUCACGCACUUACCCUUUUCUGUCCUCUCUAAAUAGGUGCGAGGUAGAGUCGUAGAGCGAUCUCCAAUCUCCACAUCUCUUCAUCAAAGCUCUUUACUGUUUCCCACAAUUCUUUAACUACCAUUCCUUUAUCUUCGAUUUCUCUGUUUAACGUUAAACUCUGUUACAUACAGAAAUUUUGUGGAAGUAUUUAAGUUUCUUUCUUUUGGUUGAGCCAAAGUAUUUAGGCAGAAAAACAUGGAGAAUCCAAUGCAGCUGAAGUGCUUGAAUCACGUUUCACUUGUGUGCAGAUCAAUUGAGAAAUCUCUUGAUUUCUAUCAGCAUGUUCUUGGGUUCUUUCCCAUCAAGAGACCUGGUUCCUUUGAUUUCUCUGGUGCAUGGCUGUUCAAUUAUGGCAUUGGCAUCCAUCUUCUCCAAUCUGAAAACCCUGAUAACAUGCCUAAGGUUGGCCGAAUUAAUCCCAAGGACAAUCAUAUUUCUUUCCAGUGUGAGUGCAUGACAACAGUAGAGAAGAAACUGAAGGAGAUGACGAUAGAAUACGUAAAGGGUGGUGUGGAAGAUGGUGAAAUCCGCGUUGAUCAACUCUUCUUUCAUGACCCUGAUGGCAACAUGAUUGAAGUAUGCAACUGUGACAAUCUCCCUGUGGUUCCACUACCUCGUGAUGCUACGCAUUCAUGCUCGCUGCUCAACUGCAACAUUCGACAAAGGCAGCAACAGCAACAAUUACAGCAGAAUAUUGAACAAGCAAUAAAAAUCUAGUGAUUUUCUUGGAGUCCUCAAGAUGCGAAGUUAUAUGUAUAUUUACAUAAGGAUGGCGAAACGGCUAAUUAAGGUUGAUGAUUAACCAAAGUGAGAACAUUUUUCCAUAACACAAUUUCAAGUCUUACGGAACCUGUUGGCUGUCAUGCUAAUUCUAAUACUAAUAAUCAAUAGCAGGAAAAAAUAUUAAAAGGAUGUUAAUUCUUGUACUCUAUUUUACAGUAUAUUUGUUCAAGGAAAUUGAUUAAGUACUUUGUACCAAGACUUUCGCUUUAUUGUUUUUUUUUUUUUUAUUCCUUCAAUUGAGAAUGAUAUUGACGAGAAUAUAUCAGCUAGAGACGGCCAGGAGAAUGUUCUAAGCAUUCAUGAUUAAUGUGUUUUGAAGCAGAUAUUCAUGCCAACAUAUAUAUAAUAUAGUUAGCUUGUAAAUCAAUGAAAUG